Molecule: messenger RNA, 228 nt
Organism: Oikopleura dioica
Lineage: Eukaryota; Metazoa; Chordata; Appendicularia; Copelata; Oikopleuridae
Source: the annotation of a GenBank genome assembly
AUGGGACAUCUCCAGACUCAAAUUUUGGACGAAUUCGGUGUCGAAAAAGUCACCGUUUCUGGCGAGGAAGUGUCCAAGAAAGACAACCCCGACGACCCAAAGCGUGGUACUUUCAAGGUCACUGUCAACGGAGCCGUUGUUCAUUCCAAAAAGGAUGGAGAUGGUCAUGUCGACAGCGAUGCAAAGGUUGAGAAGAUCUUCAACGCUAUUCAGAAAGCGAUGGAAUAA